CCGGUCCGGGAGAGGAAGAUGGAUGGGCUCUGCCCGCUUCUUACUCGGACUCGCGGGAGCUCCGCGGGAGUAGUGCGCGGUGCUCAGCGCCCGUGCCGGUACCAUUGUGCCAGCCGGGAGCAGGUGGACGCUGCCUGCCGGGCUGCUCGGCUCGGCUGCUCCGUCCGUCCAGCGUGGGGGCCCCCAGUGUGGCUCUUCAGGCACGGCUGAGGCCAGGGACAGCCCUCGGACAGCUGCCGGUCCGGCACCGCCUGCCCUCAGCACCUCGGCUUCCUGCUCCUUCGCUUUUGCUAUAUUUGUUGUGCCUGAAACAACUGUAUUGAAAGGACCGCCAAGUCUAGUCUGUUUCGUAAAGCUUCCGACUUUUAAUCAGUCUUUUGGUUUAUUUCUACACAAACUUUUUAUUUCUUUUGACUGUUAAGAUCAGUCAUGCUUAAGUGUUUGUCAAAAAACGAUGUGACUGCCGUUAAGUUGGCCCAGUCCUUGCCUGCCUGUGAAGCAGACUCCCUUUGGGAGAGCCCCUGUGCGGAAUGUUGUUUUAGACAAGUAGUGAAAAUUUCUCAGUGUACAGGUGGGUUCACUCCUGUCAGCUUUCUCUGCGGAAACUGCAGGCUGGUGCACACGCAUUCACUUGCUUUUUGGUUUUGUUAGUCCUCAAGCUCUGGGGAUGAGGCUCUGAGGGAUAGACGUGCUCGGCUCCUGUCACGAGGGCUGCCAAAGCAAAAGCCCAUAGAAGGGGUUAAGCAAGUGGUGGUCGUGGCUUCUGGAAAAGGGGGAGUUGGAAAAUCAACAACAGCAGACGAAAGAAGUUGGUUUACUUGAUGCAGACAUAUAUGGACCUUCAAUUCCAAAGAUGAUGAACUUAAAAGGAAACCCAGAAUUAACACCAAAAAAUCUAAUGAGGCCCCUUAAGAACUAUGGAAUCGCAUGUAUGUCUAUGGGUUUCUUGAUAGAAGAGACUGCCCCAGUUGUGUGGAGAGGGCUCAUGGUCAUGUCAGCUGUUGAAAAAUUGUUGAGACAGGUUGACUGGGGUGAACUGGACUAUUUAGUGAUUGACAUGCCACCUGGGACUGGAGAUGUACAGCUGUCAGUAUCUCAGAAUAUUCCAGUUACAGGAGCUGUGAUUGUCUCUACUCCACAAGAUGUGGCUUUAUUGGAUGCACGCAAAGGAGCUGAAAUGUUUAGGAAAGUCCAUGUACCUGUUUUAGGACUGGUUCAAAAUAUGAGUGUUUUCCAGUGUCCCAAAUGUAAGCAUGAGACACAUAUUUUUGGAUCUGAUGGUGUAAGAGAACUGGCAAAAACCCUUGGAUUAGAUAUUUUGGGAGAUGUUCCACUGCACAUUAAUAUACGGGAGACGUGUGAUUCAGGACAGCCUGUUGUGAUCUCUCAGCCUCAAAGUGAUGCUGCUAAAGCUUAUCUAAAGAUAGCUAUGGAAAUAGUAAGAAGACUACCAGGACCUCCUGCUUGAAGCAUGUUCCACUGAAACUUAGCAAAAAAGUGAUCUUUGAUGCAGCCAAUGCAGAAGAGUCCUGCUACCUUAUUACAUGGAGGCCAUAUGUUAGUUCUAAGAACUUCUUUGGGAAUUAAUUUACCAGAGGUUAAAUAUGAUUGUGGUAAUUACUAUUUUCCACAUUAUUGUUUGGCCAUGUCCAAAAGGAUUCAAGUAUGCAAAUGAUGAUAGACAGUAUUUAACUGCUGAAUUGUAACAUCAUCAAGCAAGAAGGUGUGAAGUAUAUUUUUUUACUUGUGCUCUAUUUUAAGGUCAAGAAUGAAAAACAGCCUCUCCAUGCAAGAAUGAUGAGAGGUAUACCAAGAUAUAAGUCCUGCUUAAAAAAUUACAUUUUCAAUACUCUUAUUUCUUUCCAUUUUUGUUCAGCUUUUUACAUGGUUAGCUGUCAAACUGACCUUAAGUUCUGCAAGAUUUGAAGAGGCAAAAUCAGUUCUGUAACUGCUGUACUUUUGUGUUCAUCUUAAAAGAAAAUUAAAAAUUCCAUAUAUACUCUGAAGAGUUCUUGUGACGGAUGAUGAUCAAAUUCAUUCAUUAUUGGAUAAAGUUCGAUCGUGAGGCAAUUCACAGUUUAGUGGAGAAUGGAUUACGUGACCCUGAAGCUUAAUUCUCAACAGUUUUACAUUGUAAUGAACCCAGACAGAAGACAAGGUAACAGAGGUCUUCACUGAAAACCGGAUGUUUUUCCUGAGCUCAGUUUGCCAGGGAAUGCAAAUGAUCAAGAUAAAUUAAAUUUAUGAUUGCAUAUUCCUACUACAGUGGUGCAGAAACUUGGAAUUUGAAUAUAAAGAUAUUUUUCAAGUAAAGAACUAUUUGGUCUUCAAA
Molecule: messenger RNA, 2332 nt
Organism: Parus major (Great Tit)
Lineage: Eukaryota; Metazoa; Chordata; Aves; Passeriformes; Paridae
Gene: NUBPL
Product: nucleotide binding protein like
Exons: 9
Coding region: 854-1468 (204 amino acids)
Biological process (GO): iron-sulfur cluster assembly; mitochondrial respiratory chain complex I assembly
Cellular component (GO): mitochondrion
Molecular function (GO): ATP binding; 4 iron, 4 sulfur cluster binding; ATP-dependent FeS chaperone activity
Source: RefSeq, a predicted model, not a curated record